Messenger RNA from Monomorium pharaonis (pharaoh ant), 2650 nucleotides. Its product is annotated as longitudinals lacking protein, isoforms A/B/D/L. Gene Ontology annotation, biological process: regulation of transcription by RNA polymerase II. The record is from RefSeq and is a predicted model, not a curated record. The transcript has a single exon. Bases 1082 to 1549 code for a protein of 155 amino acids. Lineage: Eukaryota; Metazoa; Arthropoda; Insecta; Hymenoptera; Formicidae. Gene Ontology annotation, molecular function: DNA-binding transcription factor activity; RNA polymerase II cis-regulatory region sequence-specific DNA binding.
UUUUUUUCCCGUAGAUAUGGUUUCGAAAAUUAAAAGAAGAAUAAAAGAAUGUGUGAUCUAAAACUUUGUGACUGAUGGCGAUGCCACUUAAAAUAUUUGUGAUCGAAAUUUAUCAGCAAUAAGUUGAUAGUGAUUUUCAAACAAUUGCAUUUGCUCUCGAGAAUAGUUUUGAUUUAUAAAUUAGGUAUCACUAAACAAAUAUUAGAAAUCAAUUAUUUAUCAAUGUUACGAAAACAACUGAUCUCUGCCCUUUCUAUUGCAUAAAUAGAUAAUUAAAUACAUGUUUAUAAAUAAUUAUUGUAAAUUAUUUAUUUUAAAUUUUAAGAAAUUUAAUAUUUACAAUAAAAUAUAAGAUUCUGUUUAAUUUUUAUUUUUAAAAAUUGCAAAACAAUUAAUUGUUUUAUCGUGCUUUGACAUUGUUUAAUAUACGUUAGUGAUAUUAUAUGUUAAUUGUUAAUUAUUAUAUAUUAAAAGUUGGUCUAAAUAAAUAAAAAUAAAAAUUAUGAAUAUAAAAAAAUAUUCUUUUACUUCCCAUAAUAUUUUUUACGAAGAUUAUACUUUAGAAACUUUAUGAUGUUCUCCAAGGUUUAUAUAUAUUAUAAUAUAUCAUAUUUUAACUUAUUUAUUAUUUUUAUUAUAGCAUCUUCGUAUAUCUAAUAUCGAUAUAUCUUAUUUAUAUCUCACCGUACUUAUAAACACUUUAUAAUCGAAACUAAAAUCAAAUUAAUUAUAUUUUAAUUAUAUGUUCUGUUAUAUAUAUUUUCAAUCGACGCAAUAAAAUUGUUGUUAUUGACAUUUUCUAAUACGACUAAUGCAAUAAAUGAAAAUAUUUUUAAUGUAUAGAAAAUGUAAUUCUGCCUACAUAUAUUAAACGUAUUUAAAUUAUGUUUUAAGGAAAAGAAAACAAAUUUUCUCCUUUCUUUUGCGUAAGAAAGAUCCUCUAAUCCUAUGAAAAUCCCAGAUAUCAAGGGCAUUUUGUUUACAGUCGCUUUUAUGGUGAAUGGCUACGUGUAAUUCAACUCAUGCUGUAUAUGUCCGUGUCUUUGUCAUGAUUCCGUAAUAAUUCUAAAAAGCUAAAUUUAUGGUCGCCAAUCCCUAUGGCAAAAGGGCGCGACAAUUCUGCCGACGCUGUACUGAUUCUCUUGUGUGUUUUCUAGAGCGGAAGUACUCGCCAGGUGACGCCAUCGAUUUAUACUAUCAGUACCAGACGAUGUAUCUGCGAUUGAUGGCAGAGAAUCAGUUAACUAAGGAGACAGCAACGAGAACGGCAGCAAUUGAAAAUCUAUCGAGCGUUUCUCCCGGUAACGUUAGUAACGAGAAACUUCAAAACGGCCAAUUGACGGAAGUUAACAGCAAUCAGGUAACCGCGGGUAAUCGCGAUUACUAUUGUCCACGUUGCGGUAAUUCCUAUACGAGACCGCACUCGUUGAAUAGGCACAUGAGAUUCGAGUGUGGCGUAGAACCACAAUUCGAAUGUCCCAUCUGUCACAAGAAGUCGAAACACAAACAUAAUUUGUUGUUACAUAUGAGAACUCAUCAGAAACCUUGAGAUCAUUUGGUGCCAUUGAGUGUUACGCGAGGAGAACACACUCAAAAAACUUUUUGUGAAACUUGAAAAAUCACAUGCAUUUCACGAUUUUAAUUGUGGUUUGUCAGACUUAAUCAACUGACACAAGUUUAAUUUAAUUAAAAGUAUAUAAGUUACAAGACUUAAGAUACUUGGGACUUUUAGAUUGAUUUUUUUGUUGAGCUCACAAAGAUAUUUAUGAAUCCUAAUGUCUCAAGUAAAUUAUUAAUUUUUUAAACUAAUUUCUUUGUAUUUUUAGAAGGAAAGCUGUUCUUUCUCUUACGCGUAAACAUCACUUUGUGAUUAAUCAUAGACAAUAAGCAUUCGAAAAGUUCAAAUACAAAAUAUAUAUAAUAUGUUUAAUUUUGAUAACACACACAACUGGUAUUUAAUUAAUUAAAUUAUUUUUAUUAAUUAAAGAAAGAGAAUUAUAUUAUCUAAUUAUUAAAUAUUUUAUCAACUAAGCAUAAUGUAUUACUAUAUACUUCUUUGUAUAUAGUAAAGUUACCUAAUUUGUUAUGUCAUAAAUGAGCAAACAAUUAGCUGAAACUUUUUGAUACAUAAUUACAAGCCUUCCAAAGAAUAUGCAAAAUAGAAUGUACUUGUAUAAAAAUACAUAAGAUAAACGUAUUUUGAUACGUAUGACGUAUCAAAAGAACAUUAAGUAGAUUAGUUUUAUAGCGUUUUCGACCGGUCUUGGAUUAAUCGCUCCGGGAGCGAUUAAUGACGUGAUAAAGCCAAUCACAGUCAUUCUUCUGAAGAAUGGAAUAACUGUGAUUGGCCAGUUCUAGAAAAAUAAGAAUCUGAGAUGGGUUAACCCAACUCGGUUUUGCCCGAAAACGCCAUUAGUUUCAAUCUCAACUGCCAAGUUAUAAAAAGUGCUUACAUGCAAUUCUUAUUAAGACAAAAUCCCCAAAUUUAGUUUUUAUUUUACAAAAUAAUAACAGAAUAAGUAAAAAUUAGUAAACGGAAUCUUUUUUGUUGAUUGUUUUUCAUUAAUCGGGUUUAUAAUUUUGUGACUGGAAGUACAAUAUCCAAUCAAAUUGCUAAUAUAAUUGACAAAUAUAAUAAAUAAAUAAAAAA